AUGGCGGCUAAAUCGGACGGGGUCCUGAAGAUGAAGAAGAGCGACGUGGCCUUCACACCCCUGCAGAACUCGGAGCACUCCGGCUCGGUUCAAGGACUCCACCCGGGCGCCCAGCUCGACUCUGCGGGCACUGGGGACGGGGACUUUGCCAACGGCGAGUCGCGGUGUUGCGGCGGGGGAGGCUCCAACACGACGUGCCUUCGCCUGGCGAGGGAGCAGCAGAAAUACACGGUAUGGGACUGCCUGUGGAUCGUAGCCGCAGUGACCGUGUAUCUGGCCGACGUAGGUACCGACGUGUGGCUGUCAGUCGACUACUACCUCCGGCGCGACUACUGGUGGUUCGGCCUGACGCUCUUCUUCGUGGUGCUCGGCUCCUUCUCAGUCCAGCUGUUUAGCUUCAGAUGGUUCGUCCACGACUUCAGUACCGAGGAUGUUGUGGAAUCCGCCGCCGAUUGCGCCCAUAUGGAUGGGAAUAAGCUACUGAGCGGCUCUGCCUCGCACGGCGACGUUACCGCUCAGCAUCACCCGGCCACGCCGCAGAGACAGGCGUCGACCGCCAGCAAGAACACCACGACCAACAGCACCGCGAGCACCGCGGUGUGCAGCAGGAGUAGGAAACGAUCGGCCUAUUACUCCUUUUGCGUCUGGUUCGGCCAGUCUGUCAUCCACAUCCUCCAGCUGGGCCAGAUAUGGAGGUAUUUCCAUACCAUCUACCUGGGUGUUCGGAGUCGUCAGAGUGCUGAGACAGAGCGCUGGCGUUACUACUGGAGGAUGGUCUAUGAGUUUGCAGAUGUGAGCAUGCUGCAUCUACUGGCCACCUUUCUGGAGAGUGCUCCACAACUGGUGCUGCAGUUGUGCAUCAUCAUACAGACACACAAACUCCAGGCUGUGCAAGGUAUGACAGCAGCAGCAUCCCUUGUCUCUCUGGCCUGGGCCCUGGCUUCCUACCAGAAAGCCCUCAGAGAGUCUCGCGAUGACAAGAAGCCCAUCAGCUACCUGGCUGUCAUCAUUCAGUUCUGCUGGCACUUCUUCACUAUUGCUGCGAGGGUCAUCACCUUUGCCUUGUUUGCCUCUGUGUUCCAACUCUACUUUGGCAUCUUCAUUGUCCUGCACUGGUGUAUCAUGACCUUCUGGAUUGUCCAUUGUGAGACAGACUUCUGCAUCAGCAAAUGGGAGGAGAUUGUGUUUGACAUGGUGGUGGGCAUAAUCUACAUCUUUUCCUGGUUCAACGUCAAGGAGGGACGGACAAGGUGUCGACUUUUCAUCUAUUACCUGGUGAUCCUGGUGGAAAAUGCAGCUCUCAGUGCAUUAUGGUACCUUUAUCGGUCUCCUCACACCACUGACGCCUUUGCAGUACCAGCACUCUGUGUCAUCUUCAGCAGUUUCCUCACCGGUGUGGUUUUCAUGCUCAUGUACUAUGCCUUUUUCCAUCCGAAUGGGCCACGCUUUGGACGCUCACCGAGCGGCCAGGGUCUCGACUUGGACCCCACUGCUCAGUUCUCCACACUACCAUCUGAAGGUGCCACCAACUCACUGCGUUCCAACCGCGGUGCCACCACAACCCUGGAGCGUGACAUGGGGAAGUAUUCUGAGCGGGACGGCUGCAUGCCCGUUUUUCAGGUCCGACCCACAGUGCCAUCCACACCAUCAUCUCGUGCUCCACGGCUCGAAGAAACUGUCAUCAAAAUCGAUCUUUGUAGGAACCGCUACCCAGCCUGGGAGCGCCAUGUUCUUGACCGCAGUAUACGCAAGGCAAUCCUGGCCAUAGAUUGCUCACUGACUCCUCCACGGCUGCAGUACAAAGAUGAUGCUAUGGUGCAGGAGAGGUUGGAAUAUGAGACCACAUUAUAA
This is a messenger RNA of Chelmon rostratus (copperband butterflyfish), 1851 nucleotides long. RefSeq names its product XK related 4 (gene xkr4). The coding region runs from base 1 to 1851 and encodes 616 amino acids. The transcript is spliced from 4 exons. The record is from RefSeq and is a predicted model, not a curated record. NCBI's taxonomy places the organism in Eukaryota, Metazoa, Chordata, Actinopteri, Chaetodontiformes, Chaetodontidae. Gene Ontology annotation, cellular component: plasma membrane. Gene Ontology annotation, biological process: phosphatidylserine exposure on apoptotic cell surface; engulfment of apoptotic cell; apoptotic process involved in development.